Nanorana parkeri is the source of this 1900-nucleotide messenger RNA. It is a transcript of the gene GSTCD, whose product is annotated as glutathione S-transferase C-terminal domain containing. The record is from RefSeq and is a predicted model, not a curated record. Bases 4 to 1866 code for a protein of 620 amino acids. The transcript is spliced from 11 exons. Lineage: Eukaryota; Metazoa; Chordata; Amphibia; Anura; Dicroglossidae.
AGGAUGAAGGACAUAAGCAGGGAGGAGGAAAUGGAAGAACAACUUUUCCUCGAUUUUGGAAUUCAUCAUGAGGACACUAUUUUACCACUUCAUACAUCUAUAACUCUCUUUCUUAUGUCUUACUGUAAUUUUAAGACAUUGAAAACCAGUGUGGUAGUACCAGAAAGAGACAAACUAGGGGCUCUGAACACAUUCAUUUUACCCAUGGAUAUUGUUGUUAUUUCCAAACAGGACCUUCCACCUAUUAUUCGUAGUUGUCGUCUGCCUGCCAUUCUUGAUGCAUCUGGUAUGUUCUGUAGAGCCGGGUUGGCUGUGGUGCUUAGACAUAUCAUACAAAAAUCAUACCUUGCGGAGCCCACCAGAAAAGAUGUGCUUGAGCUGCUUGGCUUUAAAAAGACGUGCUUAAAAGCCUGUGCUGAGGUUAGCCAGUGGACCCGGCUCUGUGAGAUCAGCAUCCCGGUGGCUGUGGAGAAGUUUCUACAAGAGCCAUGGGAAGAAAUUCCGCCAGAAAUUCUCCAGCUGGAGCAAAAGCUAGGCGAGCCGGUCAGGGUUCAUAACGAUGACAAAAUAAGGAGGCAGAAGAUGCAGCAGCAAUUGAAGUCAAGUGAAAAUGCGGAUGGACAAGAAAGGAAACAGGAGCGCUCACAAAAGACGUCUCCAAAAAACUCCAGCUUAGAACUGGAAACGGCUUUAUCUAAACUGAGUGCCCAAGAAACGGUUUCAAGAGGCACACGGGAGCCCUCAAACAUCAGGAAGGCAAAGAAUGCAGAUCUUCCUCCUCUGGAGCAUGUGUUUGCUGAAGGCCUCUAUUUCACUCUAACUGAUGUUGUUCUCAUGCCUUGUAUUCAUCAGUUUCUGGUUGCUUUGCAUAAAAUUUCACCAGAGAAGAUUUCAGGGAUUCCUCUGUUGGCUGCCUGGUAUGAACGGGUCCAGCAAGUGCCAGGUGUGCAAAGUGCAGCUACUGCUUGUAACAUCACCUUCCUUCAUUUUCCUGAUUUGAAUAAAUCCAGUGAACAACUUCUGCAAGCAUCAGAACCAAAGACAGAAGAAGCAGAUUCCUCCGAAGACCAGUUUCUAGGAGGUCCCAGACCAACCAUGACCAAACUAAAAGAAAAUGGCAUUGAGGCCUCCUUUUCUUCUCAUCCCUGUCCAACCCUGACUAUUGACUGGGAAAGUCUUCCUGCAGCUGUGAGUCCAGCACAAGGAAACCUGCCCAGUGACCGUGUUGUGAGGAAACAACAGCAGCUGAAUAAUCUUAUAUUGGUAGUGAAAAACAUGGCAAAAUCCGGAAAUAUUAUUGUGGACUUUUGUAGUGGCGGGGGCCAUGUUGGGAUUGUUUUGGCUUACAUGCUCCCGUUAUGCCAGGUUGUUCUGAUAGAGAAUAAAGAAGAGUCUCUGAUUCGGGCUAAAGAGAGGAGCCAUGGAUUGGGGUUAUCAAACAUCUGGUUUAUUCAAGCCAAUCUGGAUUAUUUUAUAGGAGCCUUUCAUAUUGGGGUAGCAUUGCACGCAUGUGGAGUAGCGACAGAUAUGGUGAUUAAACACUGCAUUGGGGCUAGAGCAGCCUUUGUCAUCUGUCCUUGCUGCUAUGGAUUUAUCCAAAACACAAUGAAGACCACAUUUCCACGAAGUUGCCGCUUUCAGGAAGUUUUAUCAUACAAGGAACACAUGAUUCUGUGUAGAUUUGCAGAUCAGACAGAAGUCCAGCUUCCUCCAGAGCGGAGACUAAUAGGGAAACGAUGCAUGGGAUUGGUGGACCUGGAUCGAGCAUGGGCUGCUGAACAGUGUGGCUACCAAGCCCAGGUUAUCUCGAUGGAGCCAGAAAGUUGUUCACCAAAGAAUAAUUUGAUAGUGGGAUCGCCAGUAUGAUAUAGGGCCAGUUUGCAAUUGACUCUACAGAGGA